GGAGUUUUAAAUCGACGACGCCUAUUCAACGAGAUCAUAAUCUAAGUGUGGUGUUGUGUUAAAACUGUAUUGCGAUUUGUUGAAGUGUGUUGGAUGUUGGAUGCUUUCAGAGGUUAGAUCUAUAUAGGAAGGAAAAAUUGAGAUUGAGAUUGAGAUUGAAAAGGGAAGAGGCGGAAAAAUGACGUCGAAAUUUAUAACGAAUGAUGGUGUGUCUAUUGCGUAUAGCGAUACGGAUUCGCAGAAUGAGAAAGGACUGGAAUGCUUGAUUCUUUUGCAUGGAUUUACUGGUUCGAAAGAUGUUUGGCAAAAGAAUAUAACUGCCUUGCGGAAAGCAUACCGUGUUAUUGUACCGGAUCUGAGGGGUCAUGGAGAUAGCCAGAAACCAAAACAUGGAUAUCAUGUUAGUCGUCUCGCGAUGGAUUUGCAUGAACUCACACAGCAUAUUAUCACUUCAUCGGCUGCCAGCCCAAAGGGCACUCGAGUAGACAAGAAGUUCCUUGCUAUUGGCGGCAGUCUCGGAUGUGCUAUCUUAUGGAGUUAUGCUGAGCUUUUUGGGACCAGCUUGUUUAGGAAAAUGAUGUUUGUGGAUCAGAGUCCUCUUCAAAAUUCGUCGUUGGAUGGUUGGGAUAGCCGGUUUUGUAACCGCGGUAUGAAUAGUCCGUGGGCAAUUGCUUCGCUUCAGAAGACGCUGGAGUUGGCGCCGGAAAUGGCACAUCAUGGAACUAUUGCGGCUUGUUUGGGAUAUCGAUAUGCACCUCUCGAAGCGGAGGUGGGACUUCGGGCGCAGAAGGAUAUGGAUGAUGAUGAGGCUUUUUUCUUAGGAGAGGCACUUAAGGGGGAUGGAAGAUGGUUGGGAAAACUUAUGGAGGAUCAUACGGCGAAGGAUUGGAGAGAUAGUCUUCGUGCUUGUUUUGGACCCGAGAGUGGGAGUGAGACGGAGGUUUUGGUGGUAGGUAGUAGUAGGAGUGGAUGCUUUCCUGCAGAGGGAGUAAUGAAGAUUGUGGAAUUUAUAAAUGAGGGGUUGGAAGCUGGUGGAGAGAGCAAGGAAGGAAAGGCACGGGGUGUAGUAGUUGAUUGGGGCGGCCAUUGGUGUUAUUGGGAGGACCCGGAGAAGUUUAACAACUUGGCAUUGGAAUUCCUAGGAGGCAAUUAAAGAAUGAAUCAGAAAAUUACGCACCAGCAUAGCAAAAUGGAUGGAGCAGGUAGCAUGAAGAGAAAUCACAUAGGUAUUUGGUCCUGCAUUGUCUCAAGAAUUUUCAACGGUCGAAAAGUGUUCGAUCGGGAAAUCUAAUUUGAUGUUUGGGAGGGAGACUUUGAUACUCUAGGCUAUGUGUAUAAUUGAAUGUUUCACUUUUCUUGUUGGUAGUUAAUUGAAUGCUGGGUAUGGGUUGCUCUUUUUCUUUCUAAAAUUUCUAUAUUUUUUUUUUAAAAAAAAAAAAAUAUCCACAAUACCCA
This is a messenger RNA of Botrytis cinerea B05.10, 1455 nucleotides long. RefSeq lists its product as hypothetical. Bases 179 to 1153 code for a protein of 324 amino acids. The transcript is spliced from 2 exons. Lineage: Eukaryota; Fungi; Ascomycota; Leotiomycetes; Helotiales; Sclerotiniaceae. The record is from RefSeq and is a predicted model, not a curated record.